UUCACAAUUCUUUUGAGAAAGAGCAAUUACAGUGAGCAGUUAUUAUGGGUGAGGUACAUUCAUCUGUGAAUUACAAAAUUAUUUUGAGAGGGUGACGAGGUAAUGGUGUCACUGAUGUGAUGAAUGGCCGAGCUUCACAUCAAUAAUUUCACAGAUAUUUUGAGAGGGUGACUAGGUAAUGGUGUCGCUGAUGUGAUGAAUGGCCGAGCUUCACAUCAUCGGGCGGCUGAGGGGCGCUGAAGACUUCAAGGAGCGGGCGCUGUUCUGCAAGUGGGCGCUGCAGUGCGGCAGCGGCUGGCGCAUCAUAGCCGGACAGACGGACGGACAGACUCAGGUGGACCGCUGCCAGCAGCCUCUGGACACCGCCACCUGGUGUCAUCCUAUAGACCUUCUCAUCGUCUGCCGUGGUCUGCAAGGCUGGCCGCGGAUUGUGGUUCAGGUCUACCGUGAAGACUGGUACGGCAGACGAGAUCUGUGUGGCUACGGUGUGGCUACCAUACCCAGCACACCAGGCCACCACACCGUCACUUGCCACACCUGGCGCCCCACAGGAACAUUUUUAGAAGAAUUGAGACGCGAGUUUGUGGGUGGCGGUCCUCAGAUUUUGUCGACGGACUACAUUUUCUCGGCUUCUGAACGCUACAAACUGCGCACAGCUCCGGCUGGCAAGGUCAUCCUGGAUCUGGGCAUCAUAAUGCGAGGAUUCGACAAGCACGGAGUAAUGAGCUGACCUUCUC
Molecule: messenger RNA, 737 nt
Organism: Hyalella azteca
Lineage: Eukaryota; Metazoa; Arthropoda; Malacostraca; Amphipoda; Hyalellidae
Gene: B9d2
Product: B9 domain-containing protein 2
Exons: 5
Coding region: 200-730 (176 amino acids)
Biological process (GO): cilium assembly
Cellular component (GO): MKS complex
Source: RefSeq, a predicted model, not a curated record